CUUCCUCUCUCUUUUUCUGUUUGUCUUUUAUUUUUUUUUAUCUUUCUUUUAUUAAUGACACGUACACCCAUAUAUCCUGAAGCCGAAAUACUCAUUGCAGCAAAAAAGCUUGCAAAACUAGAAAGCAUUCAAGGUAGCAACAUUGCAGAGAGCAGCAAAACCCCAAAGUUGCCCAGGAAAGAUAAACAAGUCUUUAUGAUUGAUAGUAUAUGGUGUACUCUUAUUAACUUGAAAAAUAAAUUUAAUGAAGGUAUUAAAAGAAAAGAUGAUGCGGAUAUAAAGAAAGAUAAAGCUGAGUCUAAAAGGCAUCGAAAAACAUUGACUACAACGCCUCCUCCCACUUCAACUGAAGUAUUAAAAUGUGCUUCCUGUAAUGAAAUUGGCCACAGACCUGCAAGAAGCAAGAAAUGCAGAGACUACAAUUAUACCUUGAAAAAAGUUAUGCAAAUGAAACUAGGAAAUUACCAUACCCGAUAUACUCUCUCUAUACCAUUUAAUGAAUUCUGUCAAGAUGAUACGGACAAAGAAAAUGCUUUACUCAAGAUUAAAAAAAAAAAAUAUAUAUUGUCCUUGGUUAGGGAGACACUUUUCAAGUCGCAGUUGUUCGUCAACUAUUUCAUUUUAAAAUACCCUAAAAAUGUCACAAGUGAUAUUUUCGACCAAAACUUUUGGUACAGAGUUACAAUGGCCGUUCGAAGCAGCCCAGAAAAAGUCCAUGACAUACUGGCAAAAUACAAUCAUGUAUCUUGGCUUGCAGACGCUUUUUCAGAUUUAGCAAAUAUACCCAAUGUGCAGUUGUUUGUUGAUGAAAACAAGCUAAAAAAUUACGGACAAUCACUGGCUACUGCAUGUGAAACAGUUGCAGUUAAUUGG
Messenger RNA from Cokeromyces recurvatus, 873 nucleotides. RefSeq lists its product as uncharacterized. The record is from RefSeq and is a predicted model, not a curated record. The transcript has a single exon. NCBI's taxonomy places the organism in Eukaryota, Fungi, Mucoromycota, Mucoromycetes, Mucorales, Mucoraceae. The annotation marks the transcript as partial.